Messenger RNA from Styela clava, 2695 nucleotides. RefSeq lists its product as uncharacterized. Gene Ontology annotation, cellular component: membrane. NCBI's taxonomy places the organism in Eukaryota, Metazoa, Chordata, Ascidiacea, Stolidobranchia, Styelidae. The record is from RefSeq and is a predicted model, not a curated record. Gene Ontology annotation, molecular function: neuropeptide Y receptor activity. Gene Ontology annotation, biological process: G protein-coupled receptor signaling pathway.
AAGUUGGGCAUUUUAAAAGAUUGCGUUAGCGCUACUAUGACUCACUACUCCGAUAUAUGGAAUCAUCGAUGAAUAUGACAUUUGGAACCGGAGCUACGUCAAUCAUGACGUCAUACCCGAUCGGAAAUGGUGACGUCAUCACAGAAACUGAGAAGAAGUUGUUUGAAAAUACGUCACCUUCUUCAACAGCGAUGAUAGUCACUCAGGGCGUACUAUAUGGAGUCAUUCUUUGCGUUGGAAUGUUAUUCAACUGUUGUGUCAUCUGGUUAAUACGUCAUAAACGAUCGCUUCAUACCGUCACAAACAUGUGGGUUACGUCACUAUGCAUCAGCCAGUCUCUUAUCUGUGCAAUUUCUCUACCUGUCAUGCUUCUGUCCGUCAUGGCUGACGACUGGAUUCUUGGAAAUAUAUUCUGUCGAAUAUUUGGAUUCUAUACUACAUGCCUUCGGACCGUCUCCAUUCUUUCAGUAGCCGGAAUCGCGUUAGACCGUUACCACAUCGUCACUCGUCCUUUCAGUGCUCGGAUUCGUAAAAGCUCGGCUCGAGUUCUGAUUGUGCUUACAUGGUGGAGCGGACUGUUUUCUGCGGUACCUCCUCUUCUUGGAAUUGGAUUAUAUAGAUAUUCACCCAAUAGUCAUAUGUGCGGUGUAAGUUGGUCAUUGGGAGGAAGUGCACUGAUCUUUUCCGUAUUUUACAUCACUUCCGUGUACGUCAUGUCGCUAAUGACAACGACUUAUUCAUAUAAACUGAUUUAUCAGGUAACCAGGGCACAAGCGGAGAAGCGAAAACGGCCAUCGUUUGCGGGCGGGUUGGGCAGUAGCUUGAAGAGCAGUGGGCGGUCUGCGAGUAGGCGUGGUGGUAGUACAAAAAGUGGGCGUGGCCAUGAAUACACGAACGGGUCAACGACUGACGAUGAGGCAAUGCAAGUCAAUACGCAAGCCGUAAAGAAUAAAAAAGGAUCGCCAGCUCGAAGACGUCUUACCAGUGCAAUUCAUGGGAAACUUAGUCGAAGUAAAGGUUCCUUACGCAACCGGCUUUCUGCUUCUCUUGGGGGCGGAUAUUCACACGCCAGCAUCGACAGUCGAGCAGCGUUGACGAUCGGGCUCGUUCUUACAGUAUUUUUAUUUUCCUGGAUUCCGUAUUUUGCGUAUGGAUUAUAUUCUGCCAUAGCUGGGGGUGAAUACAAUAAAACCUCUACCGCCCACUCGUGGAUUGAGUUUGUUACUACGUGGCUUUCUUUUUCUAAUGUCGUUUGGGAUCCGCUUUUAUACGGAGCACUGAACCACAAUUUUAGGACGCAUUUAAGGGAAUGGUAUUGUUGCUCAAAAGCAAAUUUCAAAAUCUUCAAAAAAUCGAAAGAAAAGUUUGCGAAUUCCGAUAUAUAUGAUGAAAACCAUUAUCGAAGGUCAACGAAUGUUGCUGCAAAUUGGAGAGAGAUUAUCAAAAACGAAGAAAAAACGGAACGAGAGAAUGCAGUGAUAUAUGGAAGAGGAGUCUCCUUCGUAGAAGACUCACAAGAGCAAAUGAGCGAAUCUGCACAUACUAUGACGUCAUUAGAUGGUGACGUAAUAUUAUCUUCUCCGUCGUCAAAGAGACGAUCAACAGAACCGCCAACAAAUUGGACAAAUUCAAAAAUAUUUUUCCUUCCAGAGGGAGGCGAGAAUCGAGUUGUAAUACCUGACAUUGAAAAAUCGCCAAGGUCGCGUCUUCCCAUUGUCUACACUCCCACUUCUCUACGACAAGACAUUGUUAGCAAACAAUUGAACUACUCAUCAAGGUCUAUGACGUCACAAAGCUUCGGUGCAUCACGUGAUUCUAUAUUUGAUAAUGACCAAUCAAUGGUGCAAAAAAACGAAUACGCGAGCACUUUUAUUCCCCAUAUGAGAAAGAUUUCGAAUCACGAAAUAUUACGUCAUAAUGACGUCAUAACAAUGGGAGAUCGACGUCAUGCACCACCGAACUCCAAACUUCGAGAAUCAAGGGAAGUGAAUUCACCUUUGCCCUUGACUAUGACCUAUGCCGGAAGCGGAAGAACAACCCCGGGGUCAAAUAUGAGUUCAUUUCGGCUUAAUGAACGAAUGUCAAGUUCAAGAAAAUACGCGAAAAACAAAAAAUACGGAAAAAAUUCAACCGAAAUAUUUUUCACUGAAAACGACUUGAAUUCGGGCCUCGAAGGCGCCAAUGAAAAACAUAUUUCAAAAAGCCGGGCGACAUUGCCCGCAGUAAAUGUACAAGAUUCUCAUGGUAGUUCAAAACCUAUUUCAACAAGCUCCACUUUCGUAUCCGGAACUCCUACCACUACUGAAUCCGGCGGUGCAACUAUAUCCGGUACAAAAUCAGCUUUUACUCCUCGAACUAAACUUUCAAGCGAGAGUGGUCGCAGGAGGAUAGAAAAGGUACGGAAUUUACCGAGACAUAAAUAUAAUAAUGAAAGUAAAAAUGGGAGCUUAUCUCAAUCAGCCACCCCUUUAUAACAAAAAGCGUAUUUGUUGGAAAGAUCUGUAAGGAUAAGACGAAAUAGGGUCGAUAAUUGGUUUCAAAGCAGUCUCAAAUCAGAGCUCCCCCGUCUUAUGUGCACCAAGAUGGCGCACAACCUGAACAUAGUAUCUGUACCAACCAAGUGAGAGCUCACUUCCCUUGAUUCUCGAAGUUUGGAGUUCGGUGGAGCUUGUUUAAAAAGAAACAUCUAUAGAAA